Molecule: messenger RNA, 4233 nt
Organism: Cryptosporidium ubiquitum
Lineage: Eukaryota; Apicomplexa; Conoidasida; Eucoccidiorida; Cryptosporidiidae
Exons: 1
Coding region: 1-4233 (1410 amino acids)
Source: RefSeq, a predicted model, not a curated record
AUGAAAUUAAUAAAUAGAUGGAGGAUUUGGCUCUUAAUUCCUUUCUUUAUUCAGUCUCUAGCACUUGAUACUAUUUAUUGUAGGUCCAGCUUCAGGGAUAGUGAAUCAGACUAUUCCCCUAAUUUUUCUGAGAAACAAGGAAUUGAUUCAAGAAAAUUCUCAUUUUUAUUAUAUACAAUAAUUUCCCAAGUACUCACAGAGUCUAGCAGUUCCAGUUCUGAAAUUAUUUUUGAAUACUCAAAGAAUCUAAAGAAUUUAAGUGAUUCAAUCAUUCAAGAUUUUGAUAACUGUGAUAAAAUUCUAACUGAUGAAAUACCACAUUUGUUUUUACCAUUUAUAACUAGUCCUAACAUUGAACAUGGGCACAAUAUUGCUUAUGAGGUCUGUUGCAGGCUUAGAAGUAGCAUUUCUGCAAAUUCUGAACUUAACACUUUGCUUGGUAACUCAACCAAAUAUCUAGAUAAUGAAGAUUUUGUGAAAACUUCAAUGGAAGCUAUCAACAAAUUUGAUAUUUCAUCAGACAUCCCAGCUUAUACCACGGGGCUGGUUUACGGUACAACACUUGAUCAUCAUAAAGGAAUCACUAGCAACAAAGAUAAACUUAGAAAUUUACCUUACCAAGAUGAUAUAGGUUCAGAAAAUGAAACGGAUUCAAGUUCUAGUGGUAUGAUCUUUAGUUUUGAUGUUAAAGCAGCUCCAUUUAUGAAUUCUAAUACUCAACAAUAUAUAUAUGUAUAUUACCAUCAUUCAGAUAAUUCUAAGUGUCUAGGUCUGACUAAAAAGCAAUUGGAAAUGGUUGAGACUAUUCAAAAAGUAUCUGUUAAUGCCAAAGAUGUACAAAAAAUUCCAUUAGAUAUAGCAUGUACAUCAAUGUGGUUUAUAUCUCAAAGAUGGGAUUUUUGUCCUUUAGUCUUCAAACAGUUAAUGGAAAUAAAAGGAUCUUCAUCUAUAAAAUUUUGCGAUAUGGUUAAAAGAGCAGCUACUGAAAGAACUAAAUUCAUCACUAAAACACUGAAAAUUUCCGAUUCUUUUUUGACAACGAGAGCAAUUAAAAUCCUUAAUUACGUAGAAACUGUACUAAAACUAAAUUCAAAGUAUUUUCCAGACUCUGAAAUAACAUCUAAAGAUAUUGCUGACAUUAUAUACAAAGGAGAUAGUGAUAUUUUUGUUGAAGAAAAUGAAGAUAUCCUCCUUAAAGAGUUGAGAAGAAAUAGAGCUGAAAGAAAAUUUAAUACUAAUAAGGAACUGCCCAAAAACAAUAGAUUAGGACUUAGUUAUCCAAAUUAUAGAAGAGAUAGGCACAAUUUCACAAGUAUAUUUGAUCAUAUAAUGUAUUCCGAAAACAACUCUCAUGAUUAUGAGGGCGAAAAUCUUCUAUUACUUCCUUUGGAAUUUAAAAGAUCUCCACAUUGGACAUCUGACAAACAUCUUGGUAGCAAUUCAAAAGAGGUUGUUUCCUCCACAACAGUUCUCCAAAAAUAUUACAUUCCUCCUCCUUCAAGUCUCAUACCAAAUGAUGUUUCGAAUUGGAUUACUGGCCCAUGUUGUUGGCUUGAAGACAAAUAUAAGCAUUUGCCUUCUUUGAUUAUUUCAAUCUCUAAAAGAAAAGGAUAUAAAUUACAUGUUCUCAAUGCUUGUGAGGCAAUUUUUACCUUAAUUAACGACUCUGGAGAAUCAUGUGCUAGUAUCCUUGUUUCUGCAGUUUUUUUGAUAUUUUCUUUAGAAAAUUUUUCUGAAGCUUCAGACAUUUGUUCAGAAGCUGCAAUAAGAGCAAGUUUACCUUUUUAUCCAGAAAAACAUUUAAAAUCAACUCUUUUUCCAACUAAUAAAUAUGAAUUGGUCACUUUGUAUGAAGCAAUAGUUGUUGCUUUAUGUCUUGAACUUGGAAUAGUACUAGAUAAUGAAGAUAUUCACCAAAUCAUAUUCAGUGAUUAUCCAACUAAUAAUUCACUUGUUCCAAGAUCUGCUUUGAAUUAUCUUUUAUAUAGAGCACUCAAAUUACCAAAUGAUUUCGGAAAAGUUAGAGGCUUUUGGAACUGGUCUACACAAAUGUAUACCAGAAUCAGUAAUAAACAGGCAAAAGUAAUAUUAACAAACAGAGCUACCCAAUUAACUUUGGAAAUCGCUCAAGUAACAAAUGAAAUUGAAAUAAUGAAUGAUAUCUUAGAAAAAGCAAAAAAAGACCCGAAUGUCCUACAACAAGGAGUUGAAAAUUUGAAUGUUUUGAAGCAUAAUAAGGAAAUGCCUAAGAUCAACUAUUUACAUCAUUACAAUUAUGAUUUUAAAUUAGCAAAUUUCAAUUCUAUUGAAGUAAAUUUGGUCAAGCUUGAAAGAUUGAGAUAUGAUUUAACAAUUGAAAAAGAAAAAAUUUCAAAAUAUAUUAAUUCACUUUCAGCCUUUAUUGGACAUAAGAAUUACGAUAUCCCUAGUAGUUUUGUGAAAAAGAAAUUUUCCCCAUUAUAUAAACCAUCUGUUUUUAAAAUUAAUAUGUAUGAUUCAUCAAAACUCCAGAUGGGAAUUAUUACCACAAGAUCAACAAGAAAUUUAUAUCAUUUAAUCGAUAGUGAACCAAUUAACAAAGAAUUAGAUGAAUAUCCUCCGAAGAUUAAUUAUUCAAUAAAGAAUCUUUUCCAAGAAAUUAAAGAAUGUUCAUAUUUAACUGAUAAAGGUUUAGAUUUGGCCAUUUACUCUAAAGAAUUAUUCAAUUCAUACUUGAAUAUUGAAGUUUCAAUUCCAUUCUGUUGUGAUAUAAUUAUGAGAAUGCAUCCAAAUAUCAAUAUUAAAGACUCAUUUAUUCAUUCAGCUUAUUCUGUCUUAAACUACAAAUAUACUGACAUUCAGUAUUCAGAUAUCGAGGAGAUCUGGCUGAAAAUUGUUCCAAUAUUUUCGGUUCCUUCUGGAAAUCUAUUUAAAACUAGAUUUUAUCAUUUUAUAGACUAUCAAAAGGCUGAUAAUUUUGGAUCUAAUAGUGAAAGUCCAAUUCAAUUAUUGAGUAAAAAUUCACCUCUAAACAAACCAAUAAUUCUAGAUGAUGUAAUUCCUAAUGAAAAACGGGAAAAUGUGAAAAAAAAUUAUUAUGUUAUUCCAGAAGCUAGACCAAUUAGCAAUCAGGUUAAGAAACCAAAAAACUUGAGUUAUACUGGAGAAAAUUCCAAGGAAAUAUUAGACUUAAGUUAUGUUGAUAGUUAUUGGGAUAAAAAUAACACUCAGCAUAUCAAAACAGAACAUGAUGAGUUGUUAAAUAAUGAGUAUAAAUCAUUGAAAGAAAAGAUUUUAGAUAUAGAUAAUGAGCUGAUUAAGAUUCGGGAAAGGUUGAGUGAUCCAAAUUUUGUAGAUAAAAAUAAUUUCUUCCAUAUGAUGGAAAGGACAUUAAAAGAAGACAAAGAGAAAAUUAAGGAAAGAAUUAUUCAUAUAGCAGGAAUAAUAGCUGGAACAGAGGUUAAAUAUGCUAGUGAAACAGGAAUUAUGAUUCCUAAUAAUGUAAGAAAGUUGGCAGAUCUUCAUAAAAUUAACUCGAUUACCCAUUCAGAUAUUUUAAAGCUAAAGGGUGAUGACUCAGGAAUGGACCAUAGUCAAAGAAUUAGGGAGCUAGAGGCUAAAAUAAAUAGUAAUAAUAUUGAUAUGUACAAAAUAAUUGAGAUCGAGGGAAAUGAUUUAGAUGAUCCAAGAUGGUAUUCUGAUAUGAAUAAAUGUUUAAGUAGUUUCAUUCCUCGAAUGAGAGAAGUAAAAUCAUUGGAUCCAACUUCAGGAAUUAAACAGUUUUAUCUUGUCUCUAAAGAUUAUGAAUAUAUGGAUUCUUCUCCAGGAUGUACUCGUGAUCAACUGAAAAUCUACAAAUUUGUAAUUAAAGAUUUGAGAAAAUUAUUCGCAUACCUUAAUAUCCCAAUGAUUAGGAUUAGGGGAAAAAGAUUGGAAAGUAUUGAAAGAGAAGGGCUUAUUGACCCAAGAAAGAUGGAAUACUGGGAAGAUUUACAUGGGAUUUUAUAUCAAGACAAUAAAACUGCUUGCUCUUAUAUCAAAAAGUUUUUUAAAAAAAUCAUUCCAUAUAAAACUCUUGAUUUGAAAGAAUUCACAAGUUCACCAGUUUUUAUUAUUUGGUGUGCCAACCAUAUAAAAUCCAGAUUAGGAAACGAAGAUGUUUGGAGAAACAUUUUUGGUUUGAUUUGGAUAAUUUUCUAUACAAAACCAUUCAAACCAAGGGACUUUGUCUGGAGAAAUAUAUUGCUUGUUUAA